UGCAGAUCACACAGGGUCAGCAUGACUAAAUAUUAACAAAUAGAGACGCUGAACUUAUCUGCACACGUGUUGUACCAUUUGAAUAACGGUGAAACCAAGAAUCUAAUCCUUUAAUGACUUCAAACAAACGUGAGUUCUCUUAAAGAAGCGUUAAGGUGAGGAAACGUGUCCAGGUAAAUCUGUUUUAAGGUAACGCUGCCGUUAGAAAAAGGUCUGAUAAUAAAACUUGUUGGUUUUUAAAUCAGGAGAGAUGAAAUAAAAACACAAAGAUCAGGACUACAGUCUGAAACCCAGCUGGCCCUGUAACAACACAAAGCUCAGGACGGGUUCAGACCAGCGUGUCAGCUCUCACCUGUUCAAACACAGCGUCCUGACGUCUCUUCAGGUGGAGUCUUCAAAGAGCUGCACGGAUCACAGAGCAGACAAACAGGCCGACAUGGGGAAGAUCAUCUUCUACGAGGAGAAGAACUUCUCCGGACGCCAUUAUGAGUGCAGCCACGACUGUGCCGACCUGACGUGUCUCAUCAGCCGCUGCAACUCCAUCCGGGUGGAGAGCGGCAGCUUCAUGGUCUACGAAAAACCCAACUUCACCGGGAACCAGUACUUCCUGAAGAAGGGAGAGUACCAAGACUUCCAGCACUGGACCGGCGCCUGUGACUCUGUCGGCUCCUGUCAUCACAUCUGUACGGGCCAGCAGGCAGACUCCUUCAACGUGCGCCUGUACGAGCGGACCGAGUUCGGGGGUCAGAUGAUGGACCUGAUCGACGACUGUCCCAGCGUCAUGGACCGCUUCCACAUCAACGACAUCUUCUCCUGCAACGUCAGCAACGGCAACUGGCUGUUCUACGAGCGCCCCAACUACGGGGGCCGGAUGUACCUCAUCAGACCCGGGGAGUACAAGAGGUUCAGCGAGUGGGGCGGCAAGACGGCACGGGUCGGCUCCAUCAGACGCAUCAUGGACCAUUGAUCUGAUGGGAGGGGUCCGGAGCUGCAGGGAGGGUUUUGGAAAGACCUUGAGGACACGCUGAAGGCUGAAUCUUUGAGCUCUGAAUAUAUUGAAAACAUGAGACUAUGAAGAGUUGAUGUUAGCUAAACUCAAAGAGGGACCGUACAUCUUACAUUAAAGGUGAUUUUUCAACACAUUUACAUGUUUGCAUGAUUCAUAGAAACAAACAUCAUGAACCUGCUUCAAUAAGUCUUUAACAAACAGCUGCAUGGAUGCAACACCGUCCUGCAGACUACAUCGACUUAAAGAGCUUGCUCCUGCAGCUCACCUGCACAGUUUGUUAUUUAAAGUUUCCAAAAAGUUUCCAGAGAAGAACCUUUAUUAUUCAAGAGUAAGAUCCUUUUCUUUCACUCCAUGCAGCCGACACAUCCUCUCCUUAGAAACUCAGAUUCCACAGACGAAUCCAGCGGAUCAGAGACGGACCGGACAUGGAUCUGGUGGAAGUCCCUUGUCUGAGACCCAGCUAGAACGCAACGGAGUGGAUCCAGAGGAAGUUAACACAUGCACUAGAAUAGAAACCGGUUAGACCGGACACGGAGGAAAAUGUUGGUUAGAGACCCCGGUCUAAAACAUCCUGACUUCACCUUUAGAGGCACAGACAGGAUGAUGAAUCUGAACCUUCUCCUGUUGGAAACUCAACUCUGUGAUUAAUGAGACGUAAUAAACCAGGAGCUUGAUGUGUUUGAAUCCUCCGCCUCUUCCUCUUCCUCAGAAACCAUUGUUUGUUCAGGGUCUAAGAAACAAACCUCUCUCCCUCAAAGCUUGUAGAAACGAUGUCGUGUAAUAAAUUAAAUCCUGCUGAUGCUUUUUGGACCGCGCUCUCAUUACGGGCCUUUUGUUCUGUGGCAGUUUCUGGGGCGAGAUUGUGAUGAACAUGGAGGACAGAACAAUAACUCAUCACACAUCAGGAGUCAUCUAUACAUAAACAAAUUUUACACACCGAUCCGUCCACACACACACACACACACACACACACACACACACACACACACACACACACACACACACCUCCCGAUCCAUCAUUUAAAUGACAAUACUUUAUGCUGUGCAAUCACACAGGAGUCCUUUCUGUCUUUUUUUUAUAAAGCACAGUGGCUUGGCUCAAAGACAGCACUGAGCGCUAACAGUCUGCUGCCAACAGAACCAUG
Messenger RNA from Notolabrus celidotus (New Zealand spotty), 2154 nucleotides. RefSeq names its product gamma-crystallin M2-like. The record is from RefSeq and is a predicted model, not a curated record. The coding region runs from base 437 to 967 and encodes 176 amino acids. Gene Ontology annotation, biological process: visual perception; lens development in camera-type eye. The transcript has 4 exons. Gene Ontology annotation, molecular function: structural constituent of eye lens. NCBI's taxonomy places the organism in Eukaryota, Metazoa, Chordata, Actinopteri, Labriformes, Labridae.